GCUUAGUUCCGGGUUUCUUUCGCGCGCGGAGUUGAUCACAGUCCACCAGAGCGUCUUGAGCCUACCACGCGAGGACCUUCAAAGAGAACAGGAUGCCUGGAAUUCUACUCGGUGACGAGUUUCCCAAUUUCGAGGCCGACACCACCAUCGGCCGGAUUAAGUUUCACGAUUUCCUGGACAAAUCAUGGGGCAUCCUGUUCUCCCACCCGAAGGACUUCACCCCCGUGUGCACCACCGAGCUGGCUUGCGCCGCCAGCCUCAGCGACAAGUUCGCCAAGCGCGGCGUCAAGAUGAUCGCCUUGUCCGUCGACAGUGUGGAGGAUCACUGCGGAUGGAGCAAGGACGUGAUGGCCUUCAACAGUCAGGCGUCGAGUCCUCUGCCCUUCCCCAUCAUCGCUGACGAGAAGAGGCAGCUGGCCACCAAGCUGGGAAUGCUGGACCCCGACGAGAUCGACGUCGACGGCAUCCCUGUCACCGCUCGCUGUGUGUUUGUGAUCGGACCCGACAAUAGACUGAAGCUGUCCAUCCUCUACCCGGCCACCACGGGGAGGAACUUUGACGAGCUGCUACGUGUGAUCGACUCGCUGCAGCUGACGGCGCAGAAGAAGGUUGCCACGCCCGUCAACUGGAAGCCCGGAGACAAAGUCAUGGUGCUUCCCAACGUCUCCGACGCCGACGCGGCUACGCUUUUUCCCAACGGCGUGACCAAUAAAGAGGUGCCUUCCGGGAAAAAAUAUCUGCGCUACACUCAGCUCUGAAGAUUUUCAGCCCUUCUCGACUCACAAUACAAGUAAAAAAAUAGUAAAAAUAGUGCACAGUAACAAUAAACACAAGAUUUAGUG
Messenger RNA from Hippocampus comes (tiger tail seahorse), 842 nucleotides. RefSeq names its product peroxiredoxin 6 (gene prdx6). Gene Ontology annotation, cellular component: cytosol; mitochondrion. Lineage: Eukaryota; Metazoa; Chordata; Actinopteri; Syngnathiformes; Syngnathidae. The record is from RefSeq and is a predicted model, not a curated record. Gene Ontology annotation, molecular function: peroxiredoxin activity. The coding region runs from base 93 to 758 and encodes 221 amino acids. The transcript has 5 exons. Gene Ontology annotation, biological process: cellular oxidant detoxification; cell redox homeostasis.